Molecule: messenger RNA, 2793 nt
Organism: Fibroporia radiculosa
Lineage: Eukaryota; Fungi; Basidiomycota; Agaricomycetes; Polyporales; Fibroporiaceae
Exons: 6
Coding region: 1-2793 (930 amino acids)
Source: RefSeq, a predicted model, not a curated record
AUGUGGUUUGGGCAGCUGACUCUGUACACACUCGAGCAUGCAUCCAAUCACGAGCUGUUAAAGGCCGUCAUCGAGACUUUACGUCAGCACAUGGAAGUCUGGGCGUGCAUGAACAUGUUGAGGACCAUCGCAGGUGCUCUAUUUGCUGCCCACCAAUUUUGGAGGACGCGCGGAAUACAGACUCGUGCGCUUCUGUCUUUGCUGACGGAGGUUGACAACGGGCGCUACUUGGAACCCCAACAGCGCGAACAAAUGCUAGGGGAUCUAUCUGCAUACUCCCAUGCAUUGCACCCUACCAGUCAGCGUUCUGAUGCUGUCCCGCUCGUUCUUCCCGAGAUCCUUUUAUUAGCGACCGAUCUGAACCCGGAUGCCCCGUCUGACCUGGCCAAAAGUCUGUGGUACAAAUACAUGGCGGCGCCUGAUUGGGCCUGGAAAGUCUGGGACAACACGAUCGCUAGUCUGCGCCAGAUACCUGUUAUGGUAUCCGAUAUCGCUGGGCGCCGGGCAUGCGCUUUGCGCUAUGCGAACUUCCUCUGGCAUAUCGACCAACACCUCCCAGACGGAUUCGACAAGCAAGUAUUGGAGUGGUUUCUUGGUGCCGGCAAGAAUGAAGUGGCAGCUCUCAACGUGGAAGCUUGGGAUGUCGCCACUGUUGUCCUCCUCCACCUGUGUAUAUGCGGUGCACUCAACACUACCACGAUUCUAGAAGGUUUAAUAUAUCCUACGUGGACGAUGGGUGUGCAAGCAACGUCCAAUGAUCAGGGAGAAAUGCUGGAGACAAUGUUGUCUGCGGUGAAUGCGCUAUUCGAGCAUCUUCUCCUACGGGAUGAAUGCGGAAAUGGCAUGCCGCCUAUGGACAUAUUUGAAGCGCAAGGCCUGCAAACUCGACGUCGAGAUGUGUUUCGAGAGCCUCACUUUACCUCUGUUGUUCAUAAUUUACCAGCACUAGUCUUGAUUGAGCACAAUCCUUCGCUUCCGGAAACUCUGCGGCUAGAGUGCAUGGCGCUGCGUCAGUCGAUCUGCAAGUUCAGUGUUUUUCGGCAAGGCGUGUAUCGGGACCUCGACGCUGUGCGAUAUGCUUUUGAGAAAUUGCUCGAAUCCCAAGCAAUUGCGGAAGAUAUGCACGAGUCAUUAGUUACCGCCCUUCGUCUAAUGCUUCGUGAUCCCGGGCUAGUUGAGGAUACGGGGUUCGUAGCGGUAUCUUCUCUUCUUACACCCUGGAAGCUCGCCGCGACGGCAAUCGAGAUCCGACUGACGCUGAAGCAGUUGGGAGAGGGGCUAUGUCGCGACACUACCCGCUCUGCUGCCAAUAUGACAUUGGAGAAGCUGACGACGUUUGUAUUUCAACAAUGUAAGACCCCAGAGGAAGCAGACUUCGUUGCAGAGAUGAUGACGGAAGUCAGCAGAGAGAUUGCCGGGAAGUUCGCCAAUGCCGGAUUGCAGCGUAUGACAGAGCUAUUUAAUGCACCAUGGUCCCCAUCGAAGACAGAAGACAUCACAGAAUUUGUGGCAAGCGCCGGCGAGGUCCUUCGCUUGCUAUCGAAAAUUGUGGAACGGUUUCGCGAGGAUGCAUCGCUACCAACCCUCAUUUCCGGCGUUCAGGACCAGUUCAUAACAGCGCUGAAUUCUAGGCUCGAGCGGAUCAUGCACGAGAUUGCCAGCAAGAAACAACAGACUUCAGACGAUGACACUAUCCAUCACGCUUCGCACUGCGCCAUAUUCCUGUCUCGACUUGUCCAAUUUGAUCUUGGCUUCCCUGGUGCAUGGACAGCGCAAACGAAGGUCGUGAGUGAGCAAUUAUGUCAAACAAUCACUCAACUCGGACUGCUUCAUGGCGAAGGCUCCGGGUUAGACGUCGUCGCUUUCCCGCUGCUACUCGACACGCUUUACUAUGUACUUGAUGAAGCACCCGCCGAUCCGAAGGCAACAACGUUUGACCCUUUCCGAAAUUAUCCAGAUCUCGAGCUUUCGCAACUGCCCCCCGGUAUGCCACCCGACUAUCGCAAACGCAUGCGUGCUCUCCUGCCCUAUGUAGCUCUCAAUCUGACCGUAGCCGAUCUUGCAUAUGCGUCUAGGGAUGCAUCUGGAUCAACCACACUCCUGCAGCCUGUGCAAAAUAGGCCAUGGGAAUGGACUGAAUACCUGGGCGACGUUCCUUCCGGAGAUACAAACGUCAAAGGUGACGAACAAUCGGAAGAUCGGCAUGUUGUGCGCAAUUCGGCGUCCCUCGCACUCGAGCUCUUUGGUGCGCGCAUGACGGGCGACGCGAUCCUCAGCCGAAAUGACAAUGCGAUGGUGGAAGAGGCCGUGCGUACAUUCCAAGACAACUUUUCGAGCGAGAGCGUGUUCAUGCGGGACUGGCGGGAGACCCGGGUGGUGCUAGACGGUGACGUCGGUGGGAAAGCAAAGGCAGGUUUGGAGGACGAAUCCCAACUCCCCGGCUACCCCCAAUCUCUAGGCCCUGGCACUUCAGACCGACGGUCGUCCUCUCUUAGAGCGUCCCCUGCAGCGUCCAAUCGGUCUGGGCGGACACAGUCUGGGCCCAGUUCUACCUCGUCCCUUCGUCAGAGCCCUGCACAGCAGCAUCCGCUGAGUCGGCUGUCUGCAUCGACAUCCUCAGAAGUCAUAGACGUGGAUACCUUUGAGCUGCCCUCGGGUAGGCCUGGAAAGCGCAAGGCAACAUCGAGUGCCACAGACAACGAUGAUGAGAUUGAGAUCGUGGAGGGCCCCGCGCGUGCGGCAAAGAAGCCGAGGGCAAAGGUGAGCGCGAAGACGCGCACGAAGAAGCGCUGA